AUGGAGCAAAAUGAACGGCAACCCAUGCAUGCAACCUCUUUGUCUGAUGACCAUGGGGAGGUGAAGUACAAAGCUGCCACAUUUAGCUCCAUUGGCGUACCUCUAUCAGAACACCCUGCAACCGAACAACACAACUUUGCAACAUUAGGACAACACCACCACCACCAACAAGGACAUCUGUUGACACCUGCACCAUUUCCACAUCCUUCUUCUUCCAUCAUUCGUUUCGCAGCUAGCGAUUUGUCCUAUCAACCCGAUUCCUUAGAAACCUUUGACUUUAACGCUAUCCCCUCCUCUGAAACCACAAAGGCAAUACCCAACCAUCACCACCACGACCACCAACAACAACACACUAGAGAACAAUUACGACAACGCACUCUAACAGACGAAAGUAGCAGCAUCCAAACAUCCAUGAAUCAGCCAUCAUCCUCGCAUGAAAUUCCUCAUUCUUCUGGUAUGACGACGCUUUCAAAUAUGACAAGCGAUGACAGUACAACAUUGAUUGGACAAGGUCGCAGUAAUACAUAUCAUCCUCCAUCAGUAUCAGUAGCAACGCAUCCUCCUCAUCCUCAUCAUCCUCCUGCAUUACCUGCUGAUGCUUCAAGAGACGCUCGAUUCAAUGCUACAAGACAAAGUUUGAAUAGGCCAUCCAACCCUCCUUUAUCACCACCACCGCCAUCAUCAUCACCAUCACCAUCACCAUCUCCAUCACCCCACCACAAUACAAGACCUUCUACUGAUGGACCAGGCCCUUCCAAUUCAAUGAUUCCAAUGGAUACGUUGACAAGAGGGAAGACUGUGGAUCUCGCCAAAAAGUCAACUGUGAGGAAUUAUCAAAUGUUUCCAGGUCGCAACAAGUUUUUUUGUGGUGGUCGCCUCAUGACGAGCAGAGAAUAUUGGGCAUUCCUAUUGGCAUUGGUUUUAUUGAUUGGACCAUCCGUAUUGUUUGGUAUCUUCACAUGUCCUUUUAUUUGGGAGCAUAUUCAUCCUGCCAUUCCAAUUGUAUUUGCUUAUCUCUUUCUUCUUUCGUUGGCUUCAAUGAUCAAGACAUCUUGGACGGAUCCUGGUAUCAUCCCCCGUGACCUUGAUCCUUUUCCAGCCAUGGACCAGCCCUAUGAUGAUCAUGGCUCCGCUUAUGGCUCUAUGUGGCACCAAGGAUUCCCCACACAGAAGCAAGUACAAAUCAAGGAUAAUACUUGGACAUUACGCUAUUGUGAAACAUGCAGGAUAUAUCGCCCCCCUCGUGCUAGUCAUUGUCGUCAAUGCGACAAUUGUGUCGAAACCGAGGAUCAUCAUUGUAUUUGGCUCAACAAUUGUAUCGGCAAGCGCAACUAUCGACCCUUUUUUGUAUUCAUCACUACCGCAACAUUGCUUUGUCUUUUCGUUAUUGCCUUCUCUGCCGUUCAUUUGAUCCUGAUUUAUCGCGAUUCACAAGAUGAUACCUCCUUCAGUGCCGUCUUUAAUGCAGCUCCGGUCAGCUUCGUAUUAGCCAUCGUUUGCUUUGUGCUCUUGCUCAUGGUCGGUGGCCUAACCUUAUACCAUUGCUCACUCAUCCUACGAGGCAUCACCACUCAUGAACAGCUACGAGCAUCGAUCAUGAAUACAAAGUAUCCUAGCGCCAAUCCUUACAAUAGAGGAAACCCGGUCCUGAACAUGGCUCAAGUCUUAUGCCGCCCCCGACCAAAAAGUUAUCUUCGAAGGCGCAAAUUUGUAGAAACAGAAAAGUUGUAUGCAGAGCAAAAACCUUCCAAAUAA
This is a messenger RNA of Lichtheimia ornata, 1755 nucleotides long. RefSeq lists its product as uncharacterized. Gene Ontology annotation, cellular component: Golgi apparatus; endoplasmic reticulum. Gene Ontology annotation, molecular function: protein-cysteine S-palmitoyltransferase activity. The transcript is spliced from 6 exons. The record is from RefSeq and is a predicted model, not a curated record. NCBI's taxonomy places the organism in Eukaryota, Fungi, Mucoromycota, Mucoromycetes, Mucorales, Lichtheimiaceae. Bases 1 to 1755 code for a protein of 584 amino acids. Gene Ontology annotation, biological process: peptidyl-L-cysteine S-palmitoylation; protein targeting to membrane.